AGAAUAACAAAUGUUCAAAUGUCCUAACAUGUCCGAAAAGAUGAUAACCGGCUACACCAGGUCAUCCCAUCAGCUCCGACCCGGAUGUUCCGGUCACCUUCAUUCAAAUCACCGUUUCCUCUCACCCUUCUAACCCCAUCACUUCUUCUCCUUCUCCUCCGUCGCUUUCCGGCGAUCGCCGGAGUGGAUCCAAGCCUCUGUGGAAGAUCUACAGUGCGCUUCGGCCCUCGUGUCGUGCUUUUGGAAGUGGGAUGUGGACUCGCCGGAGCUAUGGCGAGGUCCUCCAGUGCUGGAUCGAGGAGACGCUUGGCUGGAUGAAAUGGAGGGUUUGAAAUCCAUGGCCGUGUUUCUAGGGUUUUGAGAGGGCAUUGGGAGGUUUAGAGCCAUUGGUUCUGGUUGAAAAGUUGGGAGGUUUCUCGAGUUUUCGAACAAGUGCUAGUGUUUGGGAGUUUGGGAUAGCGAUAGAGUUGGUCUAAAAAGUAGAAAAGAUUCAGGUGUGUUUCGUGAGACAUUGACUCUGAGAUCCAGAGCUAAAAGCAGGAAGAGAAGGUGGUGCUCGGAUUCUCUCAUGGCUGGGGCACCCAGGGUGAGGUCCAUGAACGCCGGAGACAUCGAGGCGAGGCCGGUGCUUGUUCCGGCAGGCAACAAGGCCCGGUUGGUGACCAGGAAACCGGUUUCGAAGCCUCCUCCGAAGGUGGAGGCGAAGAAGCUUAAGAUUCCGGUUCCGGCUGUGGAUUCGCCGCCUUCGUCGCCAGCUCUUAGCCCGCCGGCGCUGUUGAGACGGCAUGAGUUGUUACUUCACUCGAACCUUUCGAUGAAUGCUUCUUGCUCGUCGGAUGCAUCUACUGAGUCCUUCUGCAGCCGCGCGUCCACGGGGAGGAUUGGAAGAAUGGGGUUCACUGGCCGGCGGAGGCAGAGUGUUCUGAGAGCGGAGAAGAUUGGUGCGAAGCCUGAGAAGAUUGUUCCGGAUGGUGUCGUAAUGGGCUCGCCGGAAGUCUCGCCGGGGAGAAGAAGAUGUGCUUGGGUUACUCCAAACACUGAUCCAUGCUAUGUUGCUUUUCAUGAUGAAGAAUGGGGCGUCCCGGUGCAUGAUGAUAAGAAAUUGUUUGAGUUGCUUGUAUUCUCAAGUGCAUUGUCUGAGCUUACCUGGCCAACAAUCCUAAGUAAAAGGCAGAGUUUUAGGGAAGUCUUCAUGGAUUUCAAUCCUGACGCCGUUGCUAAACUAAAUGAGAAAAAGUUCAUAGCCCCAGGAAGCACUGCAAGCUUUCUACUAUCAGAGCCAAAGCUUCGAGCGGUUAUCGAAAAUUCACGCCAAAUACUCAAGAUUGCAGAGGAUUUUGGAUCAUUCUCCAAUUACUGCUGGAGCUUUGUAAAUAACAAGCCUAUAACAAGCAGGUUCCGUUACCCUCGACAAGUCCUGGUGAAAUCCCCGAAGGCAGAUGUGAUGAGUAAGGACUUAGUCAGGAGAGGUUUCCGUUGUGUCGGCCCCACUGUCGUCUACUCCUUCAUGCAAGCCGCAGGCUUAACCAACGACCAUCUCAUCAGCUGCUUCCGAUUCACAGAGUGUGCCGUGGGAGUGACCACUUCUGUGAUACCUGCAGGUGUAAAUGUAAAUGAAGGAGAUAGGGUUGAUAUAGAUCAGAAGGUGGUGCUGGAGAAGAUGGAUGUUUGUGAAGACGUUGCUAUGUGUAUUGAUUUGCAACUGUGAAGAGUUAGUAGUAAGAAUGAUGGAGUGUGUGUACACCAAUUUGUUUUCCUGGUGCUGCAGCUAUUAACCUAAUCUUUGAGGGUAGAAUUUGUGUAUAAAUGUGGCAAGAUUUUUAAU
Dioscorea cayenensis subsp. rotundata (Guinea yam) is the source of this 1825-nucleotide messenger RNA. RefSeq lists its product as uncharacterized. Bases 569 to 1708 code for a protein of 379 amino acids. Gene Ontology annotation, molecular function: DNA-3-methyladenine glycosylase activity. NCBI's taxonomy places the organism in Eukaryota, Viridiplantae, Streptophyta, Magnoliopsida, Dioscoreales, Dioscoreaceae. Gene Ontology annotation, biological process: base-excision repair. The transcript has 5 exons. The record is from RefSeq and is a predicted model, not a curated record.